Molecule: messenger RNA, 2226 nt
Organism: Acipenser ruthenus (sterlet)
Lineage: Eukaryota; Metazoa; Chordata; Actinopteri; Acipenseriformes; Acipenseridae
Product: purine nucleoside phosphorylase-like
Exons: 7
Coding region: 166-1221 (351 amino acids)
Biological process (GO): nucleoside metabolic process
Cellular component (GO): cytoplasm
Molecular function (GO): purine-nucleoside phosphorylase activity
Source: RefSeq, a predicted model, not a curated record
ACUCUGCCCGUCUCUCCAGCCAGCAUCACCGUGCCCAAGCAGAGGUGAAGCUUGCCGGGCUGUACAAAUACUGUGAAGCAGAGCAGUAGAGACUCUGUAAGUAAUGAAAUGUGCAGGGCGAGGCAGACUGGAAAGGAAGCAUACCCAUUAUAAGGACAUGUAUUGAUGCUGCCUGUGAUCUUCUGGAAGACUCAACGAGCCACUCACAGGGGAGUUCAUCUGAGUGCUGCUGUUCAACACAGAGAAGGGUCUGGAAAGCAGAACAUUCAGGACGUCAGGAAUUCUUGGUUAGCUUUUACAAUGCAUACCAAGGAACAAAUAUGCCAUGAAGAGUACCAGCAGACUGCGGACUGGCUCCUGUCCCACACCAAACACCGGCCAAAGGUAGCCAUCAUCUGUGGCUCAGGGCUGGGCUUGCUGGCCGACACCCUCAAGUGUCAGGAAUCCUUCGACUAUUCCGACAUCCCCAGCUUUCCACAGAGCACAGUGCAGGGUCAUGCCGGCAGGCUGGUAUUCGGGGAGUUGAAAGGGAAGACCUGCGUCUGCAUGCAGGGUCGCUUCCACACGUACGAAGGAUACCCACUCUGCAAGGUGACUUUCCCAGUGCGUGUGUUCAAGCUGCUGGGGGUCGAGACGCUGAUCGUGACGAACGCAGCCGGGUCCCUGUCAGACAGCUACAAGACCGGAGACAUCAUGAUCAUUAAAGAUCACAUCAACCUGCUGGGCUUCGCUGGCCAGCACCCACUGAACGGACCCAACGAUGAACAGUUUGGACCCCGUUUCCCCCCCAUGUCCAGUGCCUAUGACAAAGACCUGCGCAAGCUGGCCCUGGACAUCUGCGAGAAGCUGGACUGCUCUUGCUUCAUGCAGGAGGGGGUUUACUGCAUGGUCGGGGGCCCUAACUUCGAGACAGUAGCAGAGGCACGCUAUCUUCACAAAAUGGGAGCCGAUGCAGUCGGCAUGAGCACGGUCCCGGAGGUGCUGGUGGCAAAGCACUGCGGGCUGAAGGUCUUUGGCCUCUCCCUCAUCACAAACAAGGUAGAGAAGGAGUACAACGACAAGGAGAUGGUGAACCACGAGGGGGUGCUGGGGGUGAGCAAGACGAGGGCCGGCACGCUGCAGGCUCUGGUGACGGAGCUCGUGGGCCAGCUUGACAUCAGCAUCAACGCUGCAGACGAGGGCUGCCACACAUCCCUGGCUACCCUGGAUCGCUCCAGUUAGGGUGCCUUCCCGGGUCAUUAAAAGGUCACAGUUUGUAAUCUUAUGCUUCCACAUCCAUGUAGAUUACGACAGCAGCACCACACUGUCAGCACUGUAAACUGAGUCUGAUAAAUCAGGUUACAAUGUUACCACCACAGACACGCACUAUAUGAAUCGGUUGUCAAUAGUAUUAAUCUCAUCAGUGUUUCCUGUUGGAUGAAUAUAGAUUUUUCUAAAGUCAGUUUGCACUUUUAACAACCCUGUUCUGUUCAGAGGUCCUGGCCAACCUACUGCAGACUGAGGGAGGAGGACGUGUCAGGAAAUCAUAGUUUCCUGUGUGAUUACAUCGAGCGCAGUGGGGCUCAGGUGAAAAUAAACAGUUUCAAACUGGGUAACCACAAACCUCGUGCUCCCUGCAUCCUGUAGUUGUUACAACGGGUUACAACACAAUAAUAUCCACUUGUUUUUUUUUUAUUUCCGAUCUCUCAGACUGGGGUGACUUCUGUGAUUAGGGUUAGAGCUUCUUCAAACAGGAGACUGCACACGUAAGGCAUUACUGUGAAGAGGUCCAUGCAUUCCCAAAGAUAUCCAGCUCUCUCUAUCGACCUGUCCACAUCACGGUUACCUGGGAAGCACUGCGUCAGAGUGUGACGCACUAACAGCACCUCAAAAUGAAAGGAAAAAGAACAAGCGAGCCGUCGCUAUGUCAGGGCCACUCAAUUAACAUCCAAUACUGAGCUGUUUUAUUAUUAUCAUCAUCAUUAUUAUUAUUAUUAUUAUUAUUAUUAUUAUUAUUAUUAUUAUUAUUAUGUAUAACAUUUGGUUUGUUUCCCAUGUAUUAAUGGAUUAUUUUAAUACAGUACACUUUACAAUCAAGUCAAGGUUUCGUGGAUUAGCUGAAAGUUUGACAGAUCUUGUCAAAAUUAUGAGGAUGGGUGAUGCUGAAAUGAAAAAAAUAAAGUUUAAAAAUAUAUAUAUACACAUUCUCUGCAUUAAUAAAUAUAUCUGUAUCAAAUAAAAUAAUUA